Molecule: messenger RNA, 1833 nt
Organism: Symbiodinium sp. CCMP2592
Lineage: Eukaryota; Dinophyceae; Suessiales; Symbiodiniaceae
Source: the annotation of a GenBank genome assembly
AUGCAGAGGGUCCAAGUUCUGCAUUCUGUACAGGUGCCACCGCUUCAGAAUGCCAGGCAGAUUAACAAUGCUGCAUACUGGCCACCCGUGCAGACGAUCGGAGCCAAAAAGACUCCUCGAUCUCGAUCUCCACCGGAAGAUGUGAAGCUUUCGGAUUUCGAGAUGCUGGACGGGCAAGGAGGCCGCUCGCUGGGCAAGGGCUCCUUCGGUGUCGUGCGACGCAUUCGGCGCAAGGGAACUGAUGAUGUCUAUGCGCUCAAGACGAUGCAGAAAGCAGAGGUAGUCAACGGUCAGCUGGUGGAGCAGGUGGAAAGGGAGAUCCAGGUCCAGCGGACUUUAAAACAUGAGAACGUGCUGCGACUCUACAAGCACUUCGAGGACGAAGACACGGUCUAUUUACUCCUCGAGUACUGCGCGAAAGGGGAGCUGUAUCAGCUUCUCCGGACGCAAAAGGGACGCAAGUUCAGCGAGCAGAUGUCCAAGCAUUUUUUCGUCCAGUUGGUCCGCGGGCUGAAGUACCUCCACUCGCACCAAAUCGUGCACAGAGACUUGAAGCCGGAGAACUUGCUGGUCACGCACGACGACGUGCUGAAAAUUGGAGACUUCGGAUGGUGCGCUGCCACGAACGUGCUCCGAACCACGUUUUGUGGCACCAUGGACUACUUGGCGCCAGAGAUGAUCCAGGGAAGUGGGCACAACCACACCCUCGACAUCUGGAGCGUCGGCAUCCUGCUGUACGAAAUGAUGGUUGGGCGUCCGCCGUUUCAAAGCACCAACCACACGAUGCUGAUCGACAGGAUCCUGAAGAUUGCCAUCUUCUUUCCUCCUGGCUUGCCUCCGCUGGUGGUGGACCUCGUGCGGCGUCUGCUGAAGCGGGACCCGGCACAGCGCCUGCCACUGGAACAGGUUCUAAGGCAUCCCUGGGUCGUCGGCACCGGCGAGGCUGCCACACCGCCUUCCGAUGCACCGGUCUCCAACAAGCAGCUGCCUUCCCAACCCGGCACCCCGCCUUCGAGCGGCACAGGGGCGACGAGCAAGCACUUGCCGCUGCAGAAGAAUGGCCGCGUUCCUUCGUGCGAGAAGGUGCGAAACAUGGCCUCUCCGCGCCACCGAGCAUCAGGAGAAGCGCAGACGAACGAAAGAUCUGCUGCCUCCACGCCUGUGUCAUCUGCCGCAGCACCGGUGCAGCCACAGGGCUCGCCCGUGCUGUCCACGCCCAAGAUGCCUCACCGGUCCGAACAGGCUGUGCGCAAGCCUGCGUGGCCGACGCAAGCAAGUGGCUACCAGGCGCACCGACCUCUCGCCAGCCCCACUGGAACGCCAGUUCUCACACGUCGAGGAGUUGCUCCGGUUUCGGGGUAUCCCGGCAAUAGCUUUGCCGCCACAAGGGCAGCGGGCCAGAACCUCUCGCCAGCAGCCCCGGCCCGUGCUGUUGGAGGUGAAGCAUCCACAAGGCAGUCUCGACGUCAAAGCCCUGAUGCCCGUACGAAUGGGUCUCAGACAACCUCCACGUCGGUGCCACCACCUGACACCAGGAACGGGCACGUUGAGCUCAGCAGGACAAUGACUUACAAGGUCCCAUCCCCACCCACCGCCAGCAACAAGCAGCUUACGGCCUCGGUUCGACCCGUGUAUUCCAGCCGUCCCGUACGAGCAACGGGCUCGCCACAAAUUGGCUCACCGAUGGUCGCACGCAGUCUCAGCCCCGUGAGCCAAAGUGUCCGGGCAAUCGCUGGUCAAGGAGCUCCAGGAGUCGCGACCGUCCAAAGCAUCGCCAGUGUAUUGCGUCCCUGCCCUGUCCGCAUGGCGGGUACGGCAGUGCGCGCAAUUUGA